CGCGCGGGGGGCUGUGCUCCCGCCAAAUCUCGCGAGAUCUCUCCCAGGGCCGGUGAUGGCGGCGGCUGAGGAGCUGGAGGUGGAUAUCGAAGGGGACCCGGCGACCGUACCCGGGGCCGCGGGGCCGGGAGAUCAUGAAAACACGGCUUCAAGCUUGCUGCAGGAUCACUACCUGGAUUCAUCCUGGAGAACUGGCAACAGUCUUCCAUGGACGCUGGACAGCAGCAUUAGUGAAGAAAACAGGGCUGUCAUUGAGAAAAUGCUGCUGGAAGAGGAAUAUUAUUUAUCUAAUAAAUCCCUCUCUGAAAAAAUAUGGCUCAAUCAAAAGGAAGUGGAGAAAAGAUCUGUGAAAAGCCCACAUAAGAAAACUGGAAAAGUCAUGGUCCGAUCACCUGCCAAACCAGCUAACUACUCAUUAAAGUGGACGCCAGAAGAGAAAGAGCUAUUUGAACAAGGACUGGUGAAGUUUGGCCGCCGGUGGACGAAAAUUGCCAAGCUGAUUGGCAGUCGUACUGUGCUGCAAGUGAAGAGCUAUGCUCGGCAGUAUUUUAAGAACAAGGCAAAAAAUGGUGAUUCUGAAAAAGAAGCACAAAGUCAAUGUGGGAGCAGCCUUCCCAUUGAAGAUGGGAUAAAGGUAGAAGCAUGGUCAGCUGGAAACUUGAGAGGCCGUGCAGACCCCAAUCUGAAUGCAGUGAAAAUUGAGAAGCUGUCGGAUGAUGAAGAAGUGGACAUAACUGAUGACAUGGAUGAGCUGCUUUCUCCUCCUUCCCAGCAGGAAACCAGAAAACCUGAAUUAGCUGUUAUUUCCAAAAGUGCCAUUGAAGAAACAAAAGGAGUGGAACAUGGUUCUUCAACUGUUGGACAUAGUUCUACGGGUUCUGUACAUAAAGAAGAUCCUCACCAUACCAAGCAAGAUACAGUGGAUGCAUUGGUAUUCCCAAGUGUUGCGGCAACCUGUUCUCAGCACCUGAAUGGUGAUAAACCUGUGAACUUAGAUUACCAGCAGUACAGUAAGUUUCUGGACAAAAGUGACCAAGGCAGACUAGCAACAUCUUGUGGUAUUAAACAAGAAGCUGAUCAGGAGCAGCAUGACAGACAGAGAGACCUGGCUGAUAAUGGAUUGCUCUUUCCUUCUCCCUGCCAAGUGGAUGAAGAUCAUCAGGAAGAAGCAGAGGAGCUUAAGCCACCUGAACAAGAAGUGGAGGUUGACAGGAGCAUCAUUCUGGAUGAAGAAAAGCAGGCUAUUCCUGAGUUCUUUGAGGGGCGCCAGGCCAAAACACCAGAGCGGUACCUGAAAAUUAGGAAUUACAUUUUGGAUCAAUGGGAGAGGUGUAAACCCAAGUACCUGAACAAGACAUCAGUGCGGCCGGGCCUCAAGAACUGUGGUGACGUGAACUGCAUUGGGCGCAUCCACACGUACCUGGAAUUAAUCGGAGCAAUUAACUUUGGCUGUGAGCAGGCUGUCUACAACCGCCCCCAGCCAGCGGACAGGACCCGGGCCAAGGAAGGCAAAGACACGGUGGAAGCGUAUCAGCUUGCCCAGCGCUUGCAGUCCAUGCGUACAAGACGACGGCGAGUGCGGGACCCUUGGGGAAACUGGUGUGAUGCAAAGGAUUUGGAAGGACAGACGUUUGAGCAUCUCUCUGCUGAGGAAUUAGCAAGAAGAAGGGAGGAGGAGAAACUGAAACCUGCAAAGUCUUCUAAAGGUUCAAGGCAAGCAAAAAGUUCCUUUGAUCCCUUUCAGCUGAUUCCGUGCUGCCUGUUCACUGCAGAGAAGCAGGAACCCUUUCAGGUGAAAGUAUCUUCUGAAGCACUUCUAAUAAUGGAUUUGCACUCUCACGUGUCUAUGGCAGAAGUAAUAGGGCUGCUGGGUGGAAGAUACUCGGAAGCGGAUAAAAUUGUGGAAGUUUGUGCAGCAGAGCCCUGCAAUAGUCUCAGUACAGGGCUGCAGUGCGAGAUGGACCCAGUGUCUCAGACACAGGCCUCGGAAACACUGGCUGCCAGAGGAUACAGUGUCAUUGGGUGGUACCAUUCCCACCCCGCCUUUGACCCCAACCCCUCCAUCCGAGACAUUGACACUCAAGCCAAAUACCAGAGUUACUUCUCCAGGGGUGGUGCCAUGUUCAUUGGGAUGAUUAUAAGUCCUUACAACCGAAAUAAUCCUCUCCCAUACUCUCAGAUGACUUGUCUAGUGAUCAGUGAUGAGCUCAGUUCUGACGGUUCCUACCGCCUGCCCUACAAGUUUGAGGUCCAGCAGAUGCUGGAGGAACCACAGUGGGAAUUAGUAUUUGCGAAAACCAGGUGGAUAAUAGAAAAAUACAGGUUCUGCCAUAGCAGUGUUCCCAUGGAUAAAAUUUUCCACAGAGAUUCCGACCUGACUUGUUUGCAGAAACUUUUGGAGUGCAUGAGGAAGACUUUGAGCAAGGUCACAAAGUGCUUGAUUGCUGAAGAGUUCUUGACUCAGAUAGAGAACUUGUUCCUUUCCACGUACAAGAGUGAGAAAAAGAGUGAUGCCGAAGAAAACAGGAAUCAGAGUUCGAAUGAACUGCCUGGGUGAUGGCUUUAACCAAACCAACCGAUGGAAUAUUGAUUUUUAUUGCUUUCUUUUCUUCCCUUUCUCCCCAUUAUGUUAACACCUUCAGAAUUCCCAUCCAUUUUAGCUGUAACUGUUACAGAAUCCAGUGUUAUCCCGCUGAUAAGGUACAAAGAUACUUUGAAAGCCUCCUAAUGCGUGUGACUUGGCUAGGGAGGAAUGCUUUGUACUAAUACUGUGGUGUACAGUGACACAGGAUGAACUGAUUGACAGUGUGAUGUUUGGGAUGAAGGACAUCCUGCCAGGAGUAGUGAGCUUCAGGCUUCAAGGAGAGUUUAUCCUCUCUCAAGUCAUUUUGGGAAUUAUGUCUGCAUCUCACUUGGGAUGAGUUUGCUCCUUAAUGCUUUAGAGAUUGUAAGUUUGAAUGAACUCACAACAGAGAAACUCAACUGAAAUGAAGGGUUUGUAGCUCCCUGCUUACAAACUUCCCUGAUAUCCAGUCUGAAGUGUUGCUUGGUUCUAGCUUAAUACAUUGUUUUCUGUUAUUUCCAUCCCCCCUGACACGCAUAUUGAAGGUCAUGUAGCUUCUUGGCAUGUUCUUUGCCAUCUUGCUUUUGUACUGGGGAGAAAAAGCUGACUUCUCAGUAGCGGUUGUACUUGUUUCCAGUGGAAAUGAUAACUCCUGUCUUGUUACAGGCUGCAGUCUUUCUGAUCUUCCAUUCUGCAGGGAGGUGUUCUGCUGUUCUGCCACAUCAGUGUGACUUGUCCACUUCUAAGGGCUGCUGUUUCCUGUGGAAACAAGAGCUCGACUGGCAGCAAACUGAGUGCAACAAGCAGAAAAUUAGUUGUCUUUUUAAAAAAAAAGCCCGACAAUUUUUAUAUUCAGAGUCUUCUCUAACAUGCAGCUCAGAAGAAAAACACACUGGUUUGUAUCAGUUCUGUGGUUAUAACUUCAUACAAGUCCGUAGCCAAAUGAGUUAGACAGGAUAAGACGGUUGGGGCUGUUCAGCCUGGAGAAGAGAAGCUGUGUGGAGACCUCAUAGCAGCCUUCCAGUAUCUGAAGGGGGCCUAUAGCGAUGCUGGGGAGGGACUCUUCAUUAGGGGCUGUAGUGAUAGGGCAAGGGGUAAUGAGUUCAAACUUAAACAGGGGAAGUUCAGGUUAGAUUUAAGGAAGUUUUUUGCUGUGAGAGUGGUGAGGCACUGGCACAGGUUGCCCAGAAAAGUUGUAAAUGCCCUAUCCCUGGCAGUGUUCAAGGCCGGGUUGGACAGAGCCUUAAGUGACAUGGUCUAGUGUAAGACAUCCCUGCCCAUGGCAGGGGGCUUGGAAGUGGAUGAUCUUAAGGUCCUUUCCAACGCAGACUGUUCUUUGAUUCUGCAAUUGAUCUUGAGUGAGAAGUUUCUUGACUGCAACUUGGAAAUGAGUUUCCUGAGCUGUAUCACUGUGAAUCUUUAUAAAAUGUGUGCUUUAAAGUUAGCUUUUAAAUCAUACAACAAGUUAUGUACAGUUAUUGCUCUUUAUGCAGAUUUAUCUUGGGCAAAAUUUAUCAGAGGUCUAAAAUAUAUUUGAAAAGCAAGACCUUGAGUUUAUAUCUAGAGGGGUGACAAGGGACUCAGUUCCUAUCUUAAAAAUAUAUACAUGUAUAUAUCUAGUUCUACAUAACAGAAAUGGGAUUUUAAGAUUUUGUAUGUUUGUUUUUAACUUCAGCUUUUCAGUUGUAUAGAGUUCUGAAAGGCUUUACAGUUGUAGAGUUGCAUCCCAAGGAGGGAGGUCCUGUACAGGGACUUCAGGUCACACCUCCCAAAGUGGUGUCUCUGUUACUAAGUGGAAGGUGCAGAGCCUGUUCAUCUGAAAACUUGAGCUCCUUGGUACUGGGUGGUUCUCCCAAGAGCUGUGGACUUAAAAGUACUUGCGAAUGUUCUGUGCUCUCACCUAUGCUCAGAUCCUUGCUGAGCAGCUCAAGAUCCCACCGCUGUACUGCACUUACAAGCUUGGUGUAUCCAUCUACAUAAGGCAUGUUGACUCAGACUGCAUCUAUCCUGACAUGCCAUCUUUAGGACUUCCAAAUGAAACCCAUUGCAUGGCUUUCUGUGUUUCCAGUUGAAGCUGCACUCUUGGUGAGCAAGCAUUUCUCCCCUUCUUCAUUGUGGAGUGGUUUGCAGUGUAAGGUAUUCUCUUGCAGCUUUGCAUAGGUUUACUCUCUAGAAAAAAUACCCACUGUAAAUGUACUACAAGCUGUAAUUAGGUCUGGUUUAUAGGAAGGGAAUUUUGAACCUCCUGUGUAACAGCAAUACGCAGUAGAUCAUGUUCAUUCUCCACUUAACGGUCUGGUUCAAGCCAGUGCUGGAUGUAUGUUGAUACUACUCAAGGAGUGAUAACAAUGUGCUGGCUGCUUCUCUGUUAAACGAUUAAAACGAGUUCAAGU
Neopsephotus bourkii (Bourke's parrot) is the source of this 4956-nucleotide messenger RNA. RefSeq names its product Myb like, SWIRM and MPN domains 1 (gene MYSM1). Gene Ontology annotation, molecular function: metallopeptidase activity; polyubiquitin modification-dependent protein binding. Gene Ontology annotation, cellular component: BRCA1-A complex; BRISC complex. Lineage: Eukaryota; Metazoa; Chordata; Aves; Psittaciformes; Psittacidae. The coding region runs from base 56 to 2557 and encodes 833 amino acids. The transcript has 20 exons. The record is from RefSeq and is a predicted model, not a curated record. Gene Ontology annotation, biological process: double-strand break repair.